ACUGCAGAACCUGGUCAGUCUGGGUAGAGGUAGUUAGCAAGUAAGCUAUGGCAUUUCCCAGUGAUAUCACCGGUGGUGUCUUCCCUCGAAAUUCUCUUGUAUCCAGGAGACACUAGAAUGUUCUGUGAUGUCACCAGUGUUGUGGUGACACCAACUGCCUGAGCGAUUUCCCUUCAUUUCCUAAUGGGAUCCCGAGGAGGCAUGUUCUCCAGGAUCCUCAGUCUCUUUCGGAGGGACAAUCAUAUCUAUGCAGAGACAAGACCAAGGCAGAGGGAGGCCAGCCUUUUAUCACGUUGGAGAACAAGACGAAUGGAAAGGUCCUUGAGGAGGUCAAAGUCUGAUCAGAAAGCAUCAUCCCAACCCUCCACGACACCUGUUGAGGAGGAGAGAAUGAAGCGUUUGGAGAACCUCAAAUUUGCUCUCCACAAGGUGCAGAAGGAGAGAGAUGAACUCAGGAGAAUCCUGGCCGAUUACCCUGGAAAGAAUUUAAAUCACAGGAACAAGUUUGAGUCCGAGAUGCUCAUGAUGCAGCACGAGGAAGUGAUGACCGACAUGAAGAAAAUGAGCGAGCAGAUCAAUACCGCUUUGGUCAAAUGUAAAAACCUUACACUGGAAAAUGACUGGUACUGCCGCAGCUUCUGCCCCCUCCUAACUGAGUGUUUUGAGCUGAAGAACAAUGCCCAGAGAGCAUGGAAUGAGUACAAAGGGCUUCUAAGGGAUCAGAUUGCACUGGAAGAAUCCAUUAAGGAAACAACAAGGUUCUGUGGGGAAGCCAGUAUGAAAAUCCGUGUAACAAGCAGCCUCAGGUCUGAACACUGCAGCAGACGCUUGUCCAUGGCCCAGAGCAGGACUACAGCUCUCAGAGACAGACCUGUCCACCAGGAGCACUGAGGGUGCAAAGAUUGAUAACACCUCCCGCAUCUCAGUCCUUGUAACCGUUCCAAUCUUGGGCUGAAUUUGAAAGACCUUGAGAUGUGGCAUGGAACACGCCUCACAUUUAACCCUUUGACGACUUGUCCAUCAACAACCAACCACCCUGAAUGAGGCGUCUACAUUCCUCUUGAAGAGAUUUUACCAUCUUACCUGCCGUUCUCUGUGUUUGCAAGGCCAGCAACAGGCUGGAGUUAUAUGUUGAAAAAUCAGCAUGAAUUGAAUGCUGACUAAUUUACUUGUUCUAUUUGGUUUUUAGUUUGAAGUUUGGUUGUUUUAUGCAUUUGGUUUUAUUUGUUUAAGUUUGAAGUUUUGUUAUUCAUUUGUUAACUUUAGUGUACUUAAUUAAUAUUAAUUAAUUAAUAUUCCUAAGGCUAUAUACAUUGAACUCAUUGACUCCCCAAUUUAAA
Molecule: messenger RNA, 1340 nt
Organism: Rattus norvegicus (Norway rat)
Lineage: Eukaryota; Metazoa; Chordata; Mammalia; Rodentia; Muridae
Product: disks large homolog 5-like
Source: RefSeq, a predicted model, not a curated record